GCCCGAGCUUCUGCUUCUCUUUUCCUUAGUAUCCCGGCUCAAACGGCGCGCGCGCACGGGACAUUAGCGCUGCGCGCUCCGGGCCAUGGCGGUCCACGUAUUAUGGUUGGUGGCAGCUCUGGUGCUUUUAACUGGAGUAAACUCGCAAGAUGACUAUAGAAGAGGGGAUGUUGAGGAGAACAAUAUUUAUGCAAGUCGGUGGCCACCAACAGAGUGGACCACGAGGGAUGUCUACCAAGCUCCGUCUGUGAACACAUAUGGACUAUCUAGGCGACCUGAUUUUCCAGUUUCACAACCUGUGCCACCAACGCAACCAGCGCCACGGUCGUUUGGUCAAAAUUUCGCAGUUUACGACCCUGUUACCCGACAGCGAACGACGCCUUUUGACCGAAAUUGUACUGCUACUGGUUGUUGUGUUCCUAAAUGUUUCGCUGAAAAGGGAAAUAGGGGUUUUCCGGGAAUGCAAGGGCAACCAGGAUUGAGGGGUCUUCCGGGACAUGAAGGAGCUGAGGGUCCACAAGGUCCGAAGGGACAGAAAGGGCAAGUUGGCCCUCAAGGACCGAGAGGACCCAAGGGCGACAGGGGAAAACCCGGCGCUCAAGGAUUUAUCGGAUUAAUUGGACCACCCGGACCACAAGGUGAACCUGGUUUACCUGGUAUUCAUGGUCGUGAUGGUUGUAAUGGUACAGAUGGUGAACCAGGUCUAAUGGGACCUAAAGGAUCUCCAGGUCCUCGUGGAAUACCUGGACCUAAAGGAGACAAGGGAGACAAAGGAGAGGCUGCCCAUAUAGGAAGGUAUCCCAAGGGACAAAAAGGAGAACCUGGAGCAGAUGGAAUGCAAGGACCUCAAGGUCCUGUUGGUCCUACGGGUCCAACUGGGUUACAAGGACCUAAAGGAAAUUCUGGCCCUAUGGGUCAACCUGGUGCUAAAGGUGAUAAAGGCUCAAAAGGAACAAAAGGUCAAUCCAUACAAGGUGAUAAAGGAGAUCGAGGUGAUCGUGGUGACAAAGGGCCUAGCUGUCCUCCAGCUCCUUUACGUUCAUUUGAAAAUAAAGGUGCAAUCAAAGGUGUCCAAGGAGAUCCAGGACCUAAAGGUGAUAAGGGUGAGCCUGGUAGAAUGGGUGAAAAAGGAGACACAGGGCUUAUGGGAGAGCCAGGUAUAGCCGGCCAAAUGGGUAUUAAAGGAGAAAAGGGUAUACGAGGAAAUCCAGGAGAAAGAGGUCGCGAUGGUAUGUAUGGUCCAUCCGGUCCUAUGGGACAAAAAGGUGACCGUGGUUACGAUGGCUUACCAGGACUUCCAGGCCGACCGGGUACAAAAGGAGAACCUGGAAAAGAUGGAGCACCAGGAUUAAGAGGAUUAAAGGGUAUACCUGGUCCACCAGGAGGAAGAACUGGAUCACGAGGACCUCCUGGUCCUCCUGGUCCAAGAGGCUAUAUGGGACCCGCUGGUGCACCUGGAACUGAUGGAAGACCAGGUGAAAGGGGUUCACCUGGUCCCAUGGGUCCUCCCGGAGGGCAAGGUGAACCAGGUACACCGGGUAUAGAAGGUCCAGCAGGUCACAAAGGUGAAAAAGGAGAACCCGGUUUAAACGGUUCACCUGGUGAAAUAGGACCAAGAGGUUAUGACGGUCCAACAGGACCUACGGGACCACGUGGCCCGAAAGGUGACGAUGGAUUUUCAAUUCCCGGUGAACCAGGAAAUCCUGGACAAGCAGGGUUACCAGGCGAAAAAGGUCAAAAAGGUGAACGUGGAUAUCAAGGUUUAAGGGGUUCCCCAGGUAAUUCUACUUUGGGCACUCCUGGUAGUCCAGGAGAAAUGGGACCACCUGGUGAAAAGGGUGAAAAAGGAAGUCCGGGAUAUGAUGGUACACCUGGGAAUCCAGGUCAAAAGGGUGAUAUAGGAGGUCGAUGUAACGAGUGUUGGCCAGGUGGACCAGGAGCAAAAGGAGACCGUGGUUCUGAUGGUAUCCCUGGUGAACGAGGUGACAGAGGACCACCAGGACCUACUGGUCUACCCGGUGAACGAGGUUCAGAUGGAGUUAACGGAUUACCUGGAUCGCCGGGUGCAACGGGUGAGCGAGGCGAGGAAGGCCCAGCAGGUCCACCAGGAAUCAAUGGAGCUGAUGCAAUUAUUCCAUCAAAUUUGGUAAAGGGUCCUCCUGGAGAGAAGGGUACGCGGGGUGACAGAGGUCCUAUGGGCCCUAAAGGUGAAAGAGGUCUCACUGGACCUAAAGGAGACCGUGGUCUUAAUGGAAUGCCAGGUCAAAAGGGUGACCAGGGAAGGAUGGGUCCGCCCGGAGUAGAUGGAAUCUCAGGAAGUGACGGAAUUCCGGGUACUCCUGGUACCAAGGGAGAAUCAGUUAAAGGAGAAAAAGGAGAAAUCGGAGCUCAAGGCCUUAAAGGUGAUAAAGGAUACUCAGGUCGAGGUGGACAAAAGGGUGAACCUGGUCAAUGCCCAAACUAUUUGAAAUUACUAACUAAAGGUGACAAAGGAAAUCAAGGCGCACCUGGGCCCCAAGGUCCACAAGGUCUACCUGGUGAUAAGGGUGAUAGAGGCUUUACGGGUAGAACGGGAGACAAGGGUCAAAAAGGAUUAGCUGGACGUGCCGGUCCUGUAGGACCAAGAGGUCUACCUGGAUUAAAAGGAGACAAAGGGGAAAUAGGAUCAAUGGGAUUCCCAGGAACCGCUGGAGAAAUUGGACCCAGAGGAUUCCCUGGGCUACCAGGGUUCAAGGGUGACAAAGGUGAAAUUGGACCAUCUAUGCCAGGUCCUCCAGGUCCACCUGGUUUGAAAGGAAACAAAGGUGACUCUGGGCCAAGAGGUAUAUCUGGUAUACCUGGAACAGAUGGCCCAUCUGGUCCAAUUGGAUUACAAGGUGAAAAAGGUGAUAAAGGCUUCUCAGGUAGACCUGGCUUACCUGGUCCUAUGGGAUUCAAAGGUGAUGCAGGCCCAGUAGGACCCCCUGGAGUUCCAGGUACACCUGGUAUACCAGGACGAAACGGGCCAAAAGGUCAACAAGGUUUCCCUGGCAAAACAGGACAACCCGGUGUGGUUGGAUUACCAGGUCAAAAGGGUGAACCAGGCAUGCAAGGUCCAGAUGGUCCUAAAGGUUUUCCAGGGCCUCGAGGUCGUCCAGGAAUACGUGGUAUCACAGGCGUAGAUGGUAGUCCAGGAGAAAAGGGAGACAAAGGAGAUAUUGGAAUCGCGGGUAUUCCAGGUAAUCCUGGUGCGGAUGGUCCUAUGGGACCUGCUGGUAUUAAGGGUUUAAAAGGAGAUCAAGGUUUUCAUGGGCCCCCUGGUCCGCCUGGAAGAACAGGCAUCCCUGGAGAUAAGGGGGAUCGAGGCUUCCCAGGCCCCAUGGGUCCUAAGGGUGAUGCAGGCUUAGCAGCAAGUAAAGGUGAAAAGGGUGAUGCCGGUCUACCAGGUUUAAGAGGAUUAGACGGACAGCCUGGACAAGAUGGUCAAAAAGGAAGCAAAGGAGAUGAUGGUCUUCCAGGGUAUGGUAUUCCUGGAACCCCAGGCGAAAAGGGUGAUAUGGGUCCAUCAGGAAUGAAUGGAUCUCCGGGUCAGCAGGGCGAUAAGGGCGAUCGUGGUUUAACAGGAUUAUCUGGAUUAAAAGGUGAUAGAGGAUUAACAGGAGAGCCUGGCCGUCCUGGUCGACCGGGCUUAGAUGGAGCACCGGGUUUACAAGGAGAUAUAGGUCUUCCAGGUCUUGAAGGAGAGAAAGGAGAUAAAGGAGACCGAGGAUUUGAUGGCAGAGAUGGACUCGAUGGUCCUAAAGGUGAUAGAGGUCCACUUGGCCCUCCAGGAUUAGAAGGCCAAAGAGGUUAUCCAGGUCAAAAAGGAGAUAGAGGGCUUCCGGGUCCUUCAAUAAAUGUAAAAGGAGAAAAGGGAGACAUAGGACAACCAGGAUUACCUGGCGUACAAGGAGAAAAGGGUGAAAGAGGCAGAGAUGGGUUACAAGGGAUGCAAGGAGAAAAAGGUGAACGUGGAUAUAAUGGACAAAAGGGAGAAAUGGGCCGCAACGGACUCCUUGGCGAAAAAGGUGAUAGAGGCCCAGCUGGACCCGAAGGAAGACCUGGUCUAACCAUUAAAGGUGAAAAAGGUUUACCAGGUCUCGCUGGGAAACAUGGUCGACAAGGUUUACCAGGUGCACCAGGUGAAAAAGGAGAACAAGGCCUUCCGGGACUGCCGGGACAAGUUGGAGUUCCAGGAACUCCUGGACAACCAGGCCUACAAGGAGAAAAAGGAGACCAAGGACGCGAAGGUGUUGCUGGACCUCCAGGUUUCGAUGGAAAACCAGGUGCGCCAGGGCCACCUGGUGUACCAGGUGAAAAGGGAACUAAAGGUGAUAAAGGUGCUAUUGGGUUCGGUCAACCAGGUAUGAAAGGUGAACAAGGUCCUCCCGGUUUACCCGGAUUGCAAGGGGAUAAGGGAGACAAGGGAGAACGUGGACUUGAUGGUCUUGAUGGGCAACAAGGCCCAAUGGGUUUCCAAGGAGACAAAGGAAACAAGGGUGUUCCAGGAAGACUUGGUUUAAUUGGAGUUGAAGGAAUGAAAGGUGAUAAAGGAGAUGCAGCACAAAUUGUCUAUGGAGCUAAAGGUGAACCUGGUCCAAGAGGACCUCCUGGAUUGGAUGGUCCACCUGGUCGAGAUGGAAUACCUGGCUCGAGAGGAUUAGAUGGUAACCCGGGUGAAAAAGGAGACCGCGGUUUUCCAGGUCCUAGAGGUCUUACUGGUCCUCCUGGGCCUCAAGGCUUACAAGGAUUCCAAGGUGAAAGAGGAGAAAUAGGACGAACUGGUAUGCCUGGUUUACCAGGUGCUCCUGGAGCGCCUUGUGAGUACAAAGAUUACCUUACUGGAUUCCUUUUAGUUAAACAUAGUCAAACUGAAAAAGUGCCUCAAUGCGAGCCUGGUCAUAUUAAACUAUGGGAUGGAUAUUCCUUGUUAUACAUCGAUGGUAACGAAAAAGCUCACAAUCAAGAUUUAGGUUACGCCGGUUCUUGUGUACGAAAAUUCAGCACAAUGCCAUUCCUAUUUUGUGAUCUCAAUGAUGUAUGCAACUACGCGAGUCGAAACGAUCGAAGUUAUUGGUUGUCUACUAACAACCCUAUACCUAUGAUGCCAGUAGAAAAUUAUGAAAUUGCAAAACACAUAUCAAGAUGCGUAGUUUGUGAAGUUCCUGCUAACGUUAUUGCAGUACACAGUCAAACUCAAGAUAUACCAAACUGUCCAGCUGGAUGGAAUUCGUUAUGGAUAGGUUACAGUUUUGUCAUGCACACUGGCGCUGGAGGAAACGGAGGUGGACAAGCUCUUGCAAGCCCUGGCUCAUGUCUUGAAGAUUUCCGGGCGACACCAUUUAUAGAAUGUAACGGUGAAGGUGGUACGUGUCAUCAUUUCGCUAAUAAACUUAGUUUUUGGAUGGCGACCAUCGAUGAGAAUAAGCAAUUUGCCAUGCCUGAAAGGGAGACAAUAAAAGCAGGGCGCUUACUUACACGAGUCUCGAGAUGUACUGUUUGCAUUAAAAACACAGCAAGUCAACCAGUACCAUAUUAAGUUUGAACUUGUAAUGGAUUUAAUGGGUGUUAUAAAUAGAAUCUUCUCGAUAAUGUAACGUUCACAAAAUAUUGUUUCAAAUGUUAUUGCAAAUAAAGAAAAUUCUGAUAGAUGGAUGGAAAUUACAUUUACAUUUUUAAUAUUAUUUGCAUUUAUACAAAAAUACACCAAAGCUAUUUAAUCUUAAGAUUAGUUUAAGUUACAAAAUAUUUAUCAAUCACACAACGAAAUAUUUAACGGAAUACGUGACAUAGAACGUGUGAAACUGGAAAUACUGUAUUUAAGUAGAAUCAUUUUAUAUAUUGACUAGUCACUAUAAACAUUGUUCCAUGAAGUCAAAUCAAAAAAGAUAAAUAUAAUAAAGAAGUUGGGUGUAUAGUAAUCGUAUUGAUGGGGUAUGGCUCUGUCUUACGUUUUGUCGAUUAAAACUUUACAUGCAUAGAAUUUUGAUUUUAGAUUUAAUUUUUAUUGUAAUUCACUUAUUUGAAUUUUCCAUGUAACAAUUUAAGCUAGGAAGCUUUUGUGUAUACUUAACUUAACUGCUUACAUUACUUAAAUGUUAAAUAGCCUAAGAAAAUCAUAAUAUAAAGAAAACUAAUUAAAGUGAUUCACAUAUUUUUGAAAUAUCUUUUAUCUAUGGUAUGUAAUAAAAAUAAGUACAUAAACACUGCCAU
Zerene cesonia (dogface butterfly) is the source of this 6231-nucleotide messenger RNA. It is a transcript of the gene Col4a1, whose product is annotated as collagen alpha-1(IV) chain. The coding region runs from base 86 to 5557 and encodes 1823 amino acids. Gene Ontology annotation, molecular function: extracellular matrix structural constituent. NCBI's taxonomy places the organism in Eukaryota, Metazoa, Arthropoda, Insecta, Lepidoptera, Pieridae. The record is from RefSeq and is a predicted model, not a curated record. The transcript is spliced from 12 exons. Gene Ontology annotation, cellular component: collagen trimer.